This is a messenger RNA of Physella acuta, 490 nucleotides long. RefSeq names its product G-protein coupled estrogen receptor 1. Gene Ontology annotation, molecular function: G protein-coupled peptide receptor activity. NCBI's taxonomy places the organism in Eukaryota, Metazoa, Mollusca, Gastropoda, Physidae. The record is from RefSeq and is a predicted model, not a curated record. Gene Ontology annotation, biological process: G protein-coupled receptor signaling pathway. Gene Ontology annotation, cellular component: membrane.
CACAAGGUCACAUAUAACAUCACAGAUCCAGCCUGAAGAUGACUGACCUGACGACGUCUGCUGCUCUGGUGGUCAACAACUUGACCAGGGCCCGCCGUCUGGCCGACCGUCUGGACAUGAUCGUGUGGCGGGUCUGGGUCUUCGGUCUGGGCGGCUGUGUCGUCUGCUGUCUGGGCAUCAUCAGCAACCUCUGCGCCAUCGUCGUUCUGGCACACUUCCGGAAAAAAUCCUCGGCGCCCCUGCUGCUGAUCUUCCUAGCGGUGCUAGACGCCCUCUACCUGCUCUACUACCUGUUCCUGGAGAACCUCAAUGUCCUGUCUGGGGCCGCCGUCAUCAGCCCCAGCUAUAGAGCCCACACGGAGCCUGUGUACAGCGUCCUGUACCCCCUGCCCCACCUGCUACAGACGGCCAUCUCCUACACCGUCGUCAUCCUCAGCCUGGAGAGAUACUUGGUGGUCGCCUGUCCACUCACAACAUACAGACUCAACAC